GGGAUGCCCACUAGCCGCCACACUGUCGCAAUCUUUCCGGGUUCUUCUGCUCGAACGCGGCGGCGUUCCGUACAAUAGACCUCACGUGAUGUCACACGACGGUUUCUUAACCACUCUUACCGACGUCAACAACUUCGACUCGCCGGCUCAGUCCUUCAUCUCUGAGGAAGGAGUCCCUAACGCCAGAGGCCGUGUUCUUGGAGGAAGCAGCGCAAUCAAUGCCGGAUUCUACAGCCGAGCUGAUAAACAGUUCUUUGAGAAUUCGGGUCUCAAUUGGGAUCUGACUACUGUGAAUCAGUCGUAUGAGUGGGUGGAGAGAGCUAUUGUGUUUAGACCUCAGCUCAGGACUUGGCAAUCUGCGAUUAGGGACGCGUUGCUUGAGGUUGGUGUCCAUCCGUUUAAUGGCUUCACUUUGGAGCAUAAAGUGGGGACUAAGAUCGGAGGUUCUACGUUCGAUCGUGCUGGGAGGAGGCAUAGCUCUGCAGAUCUUCUCAGAUAUUCAAGAAGUUCCAACAUUAGAGUUGCAGUGUACGCAACUGUGGAGAGAGUUUUGCUGGCUUCAUCUCCAAGUGACUCGGGUUCCAAUGUCUCUGCAAUUGGAGUGGUUUACCGUGAUCAGCUGGGACGAUACCAUCACGCGCUGAUCCGAGACAGAGGAGAGGUGAUUCUAUCUGCUGGUUCACUCGGUAGCCCACAGUUGCUGCUUCUUAGUGGAAUUGGUACAAGGAGUUAUCUUUCCACUUGGGGAAUCCCAGUGGCUCUUGACCAGCCUCAUGUGGGAGACUUUGUGUAUGAUAACCCGAGGAACGGUAUCUCCAUUGUUCCUCCGGUUCCAAUGGAGAGCUCACUGAUACAAGUCGUGGGAAUUACUGAGGAAGGGGCUUUUCUGGAGGCUGCUUCCAAUGUGAUUCCUUUUGCGUCGCCUAUACAUUCUGUUUUCAUCAGAGCUCCAGCUUCUCCUUUGUACGUCCCUGUGACAACUAUUAUGGAAAAGAUCCUAGGUCCAGUGUCUACUGGUUCACUAAGGUUGGCCUCAACGGAUGUGAGGAUAAACCCAAUUGUCAGGUUCAACUACUUUAGUGAUCCACAGGAUCUAGAGAGAUGUGUUAAUGGGACUAGGAAGAUUGGAGAAAUUCUCAGGAGCCGAGCUAUGCAGGACUUCAUGUUCAGGGAAUGGUUUGGGAGCCGUAGGUUCAGGUUCGUUGGAGUUCCAUUACCUGUGGACCAAUCAAAUGAUCUGGUGAUGGCAGAAUUCUGCAGACGAACUGUGAGCACAAUCUGGCACUACCAUGGAGGCUGCGUUGUGGGAAAAGUUGUGAACUCUGACCUCAAAGUCAUUGGUAUCGAUUCUCUCAGAAUCGUGGAUGGAUCAACCUUCAAUAUAUCUCCUGGGACUAAUCCCCAAGCUACCUUGAUGAUGCUGGGAAGGUACAUGGGGCUGCAGAUGCUGAGAGAGAGAAUGAGAUACAAAUGA
Eutrema salsugineum is the source of this 1474-nucleotide messenger RNA. RefSeq names its product (R)-mandelonitrile lyase-like. The transcript has 2 exons. NCBI's taxonomy places the organism in Eukaryota, Viridiplantae, Streptophyta, Magnoliopsida, Brassicales, Brassicaceae. Gene Ontology annotation, molecular function: flavin adenine dinucleotide binding; oxidoreductase activity, acting on CH-OH group of donors. The record is from RefSeq and is a predicted model, not a curated record. The coding region runs from base 89 to 1474 and encodes 461 amino acids.